This is a messenger RNA of Cylicocyclus nassatus, 1969 nucleotides long. The record is from the annotation of a GenBank genome assembly. NCBI's taxonomy places the organism in Eukaryota, Metazoa, Nematoda, Chromadorea, Rhabditida, Strongylidae.
GUCUUCAAACGAAAUGGUUAAAACCAGCGAUAUCUCAUCUAAACCUGAUCCGGGAGAUGCUCAUGGUUGCGGAUGGUCAUGGUUUGCACCAAAAUUCUUACGAAAAUUCGCUGUAUUCAACGUAUUUAUGUUCGUCCUAUCCAUUAAUGCUAUUAUACAAGGAAUGAUGGUCAAUGGCUUUAUUUCUACAAGUAUCUCCAGUAUUGAAAAGAGAUUUAAUCUUUCGUCGACUAAGUCUGGAGUAUUCUCAGCUACCUAUGACGUUGCUGUCGCAAUCAUGCUCAUCCCCUUAUCCUAUUAUGCUCAUCGAGUCAACAAAGUUCGUUGCAUCGGCUAUGGAAUGUUUAUGGUUGGCCUUGGAGCGCUCAUUCUCAUCCUUCCACAUUUCAUUGAUGGUCUUUACGAGGUGGGAGCCCUGAAAUCAGAUGUAUGCGAUGCUAAUAGGGAGAAUAGCAGUUGUGAUGCACAACAGAAAACUAGCAUCUAUUCAUACCCGCUACUGCUCGCGUCUCAGCUUUUUAUCGGAUUCGGUGCUGCACCUCUGUUUACCUACGGUUACAGUACCAUAGACGAGUUCGAUUCACAAAAGAGAACUGGAAACAAUAUGGCAAUCUUCAUGGGAGUAAGCACUGUUGGACCUGCGCUUGCCUUCAUCGGAGGAGGCUAUCUAUUAACCAUUUGGGGAGACAUCGGGAAAUCGAAUUAUCUGGAUCUUGGCAUUAAUGGGCCAUCUGAUCCACGAUGGUACGGGGCCUGGUGGAUCGGAUUCUUUGCAGCUGGCUUAGCCUCAUUUUUCACUUCUCUGCCACUAUGCAUGUUCCCGAAAAAGUUGAAUGACACCGAUGAACGAAAAAAGGAUGAUAUUGUGCAAACUCACGCGAAACUAAAUGUUGACUUUAGCGGAGACAGAUUCGAAUAUCUCAAGAUUUUUAAGUUGUUUUUCUUCAACAAAACGUGUAUGGCGCUGAUUGCGAUGCAAACUGCUGAGUCGAUGAUUAUGAAUGGCUACAUUACGUUCAUACCAAAACUAUUCGAAAAUUUAUUCGGAUUUAGCAGCAGCUGGGCAAGUACAAUGACGGGGUUAAUUAUUGUCCCAAUGGGUGUGAUUGGCAGCUACAUGGGAGGAAAACUAGGAGAAAGGGUCGAGAAUCGUUUUAGACCAAAUAUGAAAAUGUGCAUGGCAUUGACAGUAGUGAUGAUCGCUAGCUCAUCUGCAUUUCUUCUUGGCUGCCCAAAAAUUCGGAUAGCUGGUAUGAAUAGCGGCUAUGAAAGAACUGAACAAGAGACGUUCUCUCUGACCCACUCAUGCAAUUACGGCUGUCAGUGUGAUGGGCUCUUCAAUCCUGUAUGCGCUUUAGAGACUGGUGUCAGCUACUUUUCUCCAUGUCACGCUGGAUGUGCUGCUGUCAAUCCGGACUCAAAUUCCUGGAAUACAUGCAGCUGCUCAAGUUUGUACAAUCAAACAGUAAACACUGUUCGAAAGGGUUGGUGCGAGGUAUCAUGCCGGAGGACUCAAAUAAUCUUCUUUUCACUUUUCGCUCUACUUGCCGUAAGCGUAUUCGCUCUAGCUCCUCUAAUCCAGAGUGCUGCUAUGAGAGUCGUCUCAUUUGACCAUCGAGAUGCUUUCAUUUGCUUUGGCUGGAUGUUUAUGAGGGUGUUCGGCUCAAUUCCUGGUGCCGUUCUUUUUGGAGCUGUAAUUGAUACCACUUGUAUGCACUGGAGUACAGGCUGUGAUGGCUCGACGAAAUGUGUACUUUACAAUGCUGAAAAACUUGGAUUUUACAUUUUCUUGUUCACAAUAAUUGCAAAAAUUUUCUGCUUCUGCUGCUUGUUCAUCGCUCACCGAUCCUACAUCCCAAUCGACAAUGACGUUGUAGAAUGCCAAAAACAACAAAAAGCCCUCUAUCCAACCUCAAAGCCAAAAGCGACGACUCCUGUCAUAGAUGUGAUAAAAAGCACUGCCCUGUAA